AUGGCUAUCACACGUGUCGCAGCCUGCCACGCUGCACCGCACUUCCUCUGCGCCUACAAGACAGCGGAAAAAGCCAUCUCCCUAAUCCACCGCGCGUCCAAGAACAAAGCCAACCUAAUCGUCUUCCCGGAAACAUUCAUAUCAGCAUUUCCAAUAUGGAGCGCUCUCCGCCCUCCAACGCACAACCACAUUUUGUUCCAGCGAAUGGUAUACCAAUCCAUCUACGCAAAUGGAGAAGAAGUCCAAGCAAUCCGGGAUGCAACCCGCGAGACAAAUACUACCGUGAGCAUAGGUAUAUCGGAAAAGUCGCACGCAAGUGUGGGUUGCCUAUACAACUCGAACCUAAUCAUCGACGCGGGAGAAGUCGUCGUUCACCAUCGCAAAUUGGUGCCAACCUUCUUUGAGAAAUUAACCUGGAGUCCUGGCGAUGGACACGGAUUACGCAUCGCUGAUACGAAGCACGGUCGUAUCGGUGCGCUGAUGUGUGGCGAGAAUACGAAUCCACUCGCAAGAUAUUCGCUUAUGGGUCAGCGGGAACAGAUUCAUAUUUCAUCUUGGCCGGCUGUUUGGCCGACGAGAUUGCCUUCAAGUCCCCUUGAGAAAAGGGGAGAGGGGUCGCAGCAUUCGGCGAAUUAUGAUAAUGUUCUUGCAAAUCGGAUUCGAGCUGGGGCGCAUUGUUUUGAGGCAAAGUCUUUUGGGGUUAUGUGUAGUGCAGUGUUGGGUCAAGAAGCUAUUGAUAUGAUUGCUGUUGGGUCGAGUUCAGAGGACACUAUUCGCCAUGCGCUGGAAAGGUCUCCACGUGGAGUUAGUAUGUUUUUAGAUCCUACGGGUUCGCCUUUGCGCUCUUUAACUGUCGAUGACUCGGAGACUGGUGCGCAGCGACCGGUGGAGUUCUUGCAGAAUGAGGAAGGCGUUCUUUAUGCCGACCUAGAUCUUGAACGCUGCGUUGAGGGCAAGCAAUACCGUGAUGUUGUCGAGGGAUAUCAGAGGUUGGAUGUUUUUCAGUUGCAGGUGAAUCGAGAGAGACAAGAUCCAGUUGUUUUCAAGUAG
Messenger RNA from Penicillium cosmopolitanum, 1050 nucleotides. RefSeq names its product carbon-nitrogen hydrolase family protein. The record is from RefSeq and is a predicted model, not a curated record. Bases 1 to 1050 code for a protein of 349 amino acids. The transcript has a single exon. Gene Ontology annotation, molecular function: catalytic activity. Lineage: Eukaryota; Fungi; Ascomycota; Eurotiomycetes; Eurotiales; Aspergillaceae.